Messenger RNA from Colletotrichum navitas, 1251 nucleotides. RefSeq names its product histidinol-phosphate aminotransferase. Gene Ontology annotation, biological process: L-histidine biosynthetic process. Gene Ontology annotation, molecular function: L-histidinol-phosphate:2-oxoglutarate transaminase activity; pyridoxal phosphate binding. The record is from RefSeq and is a predicted model, not a curated record. NCBI's taxonomy places the organism in Eukaryota, Fungi, Ascomycota, Sordariomycetes, Glomerellales, Glomerellaceae. The transcript has 2 exons. The coding region runs from base 1 to 1251 and encodes 416 amino acids.
AUGCCGCCCUUCAACCUUGAAACAUGUGCGCGUCCGAAUAUUCUAGCCCUUGAGCCUUACCGUUGCGCCAGAGACGACUACAAAGAUGACGGUACCAACAUUCUCCUCGACGCAAACGAGAACGCCUACGGCCCCUCCUUGCAGUCCAACUUCGAGGCUGGCAACCUGGGCAUCGACUUCCUCGGCCUGAACCGGUACCCCGACCCGCAUCAGCCGGAGCUCAAGCAGCUGCUCUGCGACCUGCGCAACACCCACACCCACACGGCCAGGGACCUGAAGCCCGAGAAUCUCUUCGUCGGCGUCGGCAGCGACGAGGCCAUAGACGCCCUGCUGCGGUGCUUCUGCGCCCCCGGCAAGGACCGCAUCCUGACCUGCCCGCCGACCUACGGCAUGUACUCGGUCUCUGCGCAGAUCAACGAUGUGAGCAUCGUCAAGGUCCCGCUGAAGCCCGCGCCAGGGUUCGGCAUGGACACCGACGCCAUCCUCGACACGCUGACCCGGGAGGGCGACACCAUCAAGCUCGUCUAUCUCUGCACGCCGGGCAACCCCACCGGCUCGGUGCUGGCCAAGGAGGACGUCCGGAGGGUCCUGGAGCACCCGACGUGGAACGGCGUCGUCGUGCUCGACGAGGCCUACGUCGACUUCGCGCCCGAGGACAGCUCGCUGGCCGAGUGGGUGCUCGAGUGGCCCAACCUGGUCGUUAUGCAGACCCUCUCCAAGGCCUUUGGCAUGGCCGGCAUCCGCCUCGGUGCCGCCUUCACCUCGCCGCCCAUCGCCCGCCUCCUGAACGCCAUGAAGGCGCCGUACAACAUCUCCACGCCCACGAGCGCGCUCGCGCAGUACGCCGUGUCCGACAGGGGGCUGGCCGUCAUGCGCGCCAACCGGGCCAGGAUCCUGGCGCAGCGGGACCGCAUCAUCGCCGAGCUGCCCAAGGUCCCCGGCGUCGGCAGGCUGCGGGGCGGCACGGAGAGCAACUUCCUGCUUUACGAGAUGCUGGACGCGGCGGGGAACCCGGACAACGCCACGGCGCUGGCCGUGUACGAGCGGCUGGCGGAGGACAAGGGCGUCGUCGUCCGGUUUCGCGGCAAGGAGCACGGCUGCCUGGGGUGCCUGAGGAUCACGAUCGGCACCGAGGACGAGGUUACGCGGUUCCUGGCGUCGAUCGAGAAGGUCUUGGCCGAGGUCCGCGGCGCCGGACGGCAGCCGGACGAGGAGAAGAAGGAGGCGGCGGCGAGCGGUGUGGUCGCUUAG